Molecule: messenger RNA, 1898 nt
Organism: Gadus macrocephalus (Pacific cod)
Lineage: Eukaryota; Metazoa; Chordata; Actinopteri; Gadiformes; Gadidae
Gene: cntf
Product: ciliary neurotrophic factor
Exons: 3
Coding region: 245-841 (198 amino acids)
Biological process (GO): negative regulation of neuron apoptotic process; ciliary neurotrophic factor-mediated signaling pathway
Molecular function (GO): ciliary neurotrophic factor receptor binding
Source: RefSeq, a predicted model, not a curated record
ACGCACACACACACACCCGCCUGUGUUCUUAAGUAUCCCUCUGGCGUCAGUUUCCACUAGUAACGGACGGGAAUCGUAAUGAGUGUCUCUGGCAGAAUUACAGCCGAUCGGAAGGGGGAGGCUCCCUCGGGCUGCUUGCAAACUGCUCCCGAGAUGAUAUAGUCUGCUUUAACCUGGUGUAGCAGCCGCCAGCCUGUUGGUUUUGUCGUGUGUCGCACCAACGUUCUGCUAUAGAAGAAGUUCAAUGGCAGGUCGCCGGAGGAGAGCCACCGAGGGAGAGACCACCAGCCGCGCGGCCGCAAGGGCUGCUGCCAUCGCCGAUCUGUUGCGCAGUGAAUGUGGACUCCUACUGGAACUUUAUAGGAAGAAGGAGAGCCUUGGAACUGAUCUGGUCCUGCCUGACCUGUUGCUGGUCUCUGUCCCGCCCGCCUCCUCCCAGCUGGAGGUCCAAGACCAGCUGGGGCGCAUCAUCUCCGCCCUGGAUCAGUGUCACUGCCUGUUGGAGCGGGCCAUCGCCCGGGAAGAGCAGGCAGUCGGGGUGACAGUGGUGGGGAAGGCUGAAUACCAGAAGCAGAGGAAGACGGUGAAGGACAGGCUGGCGCUGCUUCUCGGCAGCACGCGGGGGGUCCUAAAGCGCUUCAGUGGAACUGCAGCCCUGACGACCACCACCAACUGUCAAGAGCCGGACGGGUCCACGGUGCUGUUUGAGGUGAAGAUGUGGAUCUACCGGAUCUACGGGGAGCUGGAAUACUGGAGCAAGGCCGCCAUCACCCUCCUGCAGGCGCUGGCCGGGCCGGGGUCCGUCCGCAUGUCCACCAGGAGAAGGAGGAACAUGCAAUAAGGGAGGGAGGGAGAGGAGUGCAGAGGGUUGGAGAAAAUGGAAAAGAGGAGAGGGGUGUGUGUGUGUGUGUGUGUGUGUGUGUGUGUGUGUGUGUGUGUGUGUGUGUGUGUGUGUGUGUGUGUGUGUGUGUGUGUGUGUGUGUGUGUGUGUGUGUGUGUGUGUGUGUGUGUGUGUGCGCGCAGGGGAUUGCCAGGGCAACAGAAAGGAGUUUUGCGAGGUUCUGAUCAGGAGGAGGUGUUUUAUCCCCUGGUGCAACAAGAGGAACAAAGAAUGUGAAGACGACCCUAAUCUUGAACUAAAACAGUCUGUGAAGAGUGAGCGAGAGCACAAAUAUAAUUUGACACUUUAGGUGUAUUGCUAGAUAAAGUAGACAGCUUCAGAAGAAAGAGCAAAAAUAGUUCAAGGAAAACGGUCGUCCUGCACUUGAGAAUCGUAUAACAUUAAAUUUUCAGCAUUAAAUGCAUAAAGUGAUUUGAUACACAUUGUUGCUGGUUAUGGUCACAUGGUUAUAUACCUGAAGGCAGGCUAUCUUGUUUGUUUUAUAUUUCUUUCUUUCUUAUUCUUUCUUAAUUUUUUAUGGUUAUUUUCAUAUUUCAAAUGUCAUGCUUUGGAUGGGAGGAAAAGUCAUUGGUCAAAAUUAUCGUAAAUUGGCUUUCCAUUCAUUUGAGUGAAAUGUAUUUAAUUUUUUUAAUUUAAUUUGGAUAAUUUAAGUUAAUGUCAUUCUGUAGGUCAUUUUUUUAAGUAACUCACUAACAUGGGGGACAUGCUUUGUUACAUCCAAAAUUCCAAGUUCGUUAUAAAGGUAGGUCGUAUCUUUGUGAUUCAUGUUUGAAAACUAUGGUUUAGCAUUACUUGAACAACUCCGCCAUCCAGUGGCAUUUAUUUAAGGGGGCGUAUGUAAAAUAGCGCCAUCUGCUGUUUGUAAUGCACAUUGCUUUAUCUUUGUUCUGACGUUUAUUUAUAUUUCUUCACUGUUUACUUACUGACGAACUUCCAAGGACCAAAGAUACAAAUCUACAAUUAUUGAUUAUUUAAAAGAAAUAAAGAAUAGAAUAUA